Molecule: messenger RNA, 2319 nt
Organism: Paecilomyces variotii
Lineage: Eukaryota; Fungi; Ascomycota; Eurotiomycetes; Eurotiales; Thermoascaceae
Product: hemolysin-III related-domain-containing protein
Exons: 2
Coding region: 384-1883 (499 amino acids)
Cellular component (GO): membrane
Molecular function (GO): signaling receptor activity
Source: RefSeq, a predicted model, not a curated record
GCCCCUCUCUUGCUAACUUACUUCUUCCUGUCUCGGCGCUUCUCCCCUUUGUGGUCCCGCUCUCUCUCUUCCUCUCUCUAUUAUUCCUGUGCUCACUUUCUCCUGCGUAUAACUAUCCCUACUUCCCUAUUCACUCCUUUUUGAUUGUUGGUUAUUUCAGCCUUCUGGCAGAACUUCUUUUUCUUUCGAAUACCUCCUUGCACUCCACAGACACGUGUUUCUGCGUUAUUCUCUCCUUAUCGGGUGCCGAUUCCGUGAUCCGAGCACGGAGAACAAAGCGCUUCCCGCGGACCGACGAUAACUAGUCUUUUUAUCACUAAAUAAAGACAAGAGAGCAUGCUGCUGGCCUUUUCAAAUCAAUACCCAGUCAAUUGAACGUCACCAUGGCUUGCACGGCGCCUUCAAUGACCGUCGAGUCGUAUCCCGACGGGGAGUCGACCUCAUGCUCAACCCCCACGGAAGAGAGCGCUCUGCUGCGAGAGCGGAGGAGAAGACAUUCAUUCCACGCGGCAAGAAGACUGUCUCGGGACUAUGAUGCGGAUGCUAUAUUCUUAAAGGUCGAGCUCUUUCUCGCGGAAUUGGAGAGGCGAAUGCGGUGGCUGGAAGACUAUAGGAAAUCUCAUAUGGACCAAAUUGAUGCCAGUUUGAAGAGAGGUUAUGCUACGCUGGAGGCUGUGAGAGAUUCGUGCUCUCACGCCUCGGGCGAGCUGAUGGGUGGCGGCAGGCGCCGGGCAAGAAUCCUCGUGGAGACGUUGGAAGGCCGGUACAACGAGGCUCUGGCGACGAAGGAGACAUUGGAGCAGAAAGCCCAGGCGGGUAUACGCUUGAUGGAAUCCUUCCUGAGUGAUAUGGAAUCCCGGGCCAACAAUGUCCGCGAUCGGGGUAUCUCGGGUGCAAUCGACGAUGGCUGGAAGGCGGUCGACUCUGGCUUGACCCAUGCUCGAGAGGUCGUCGACGAGGGAAUUGAACAAGCUCGACGUGCAAAGGACUCUAUUCGCGAAAGUAUUGACCGUGCAAUCGAGCUGGCUCGUGAAAAGCGUUUGAUACACUACUCGGAUCUGCCGCAUCCCUGGCGGGUCAACCCUCACAUCCUUCAGGGCUACCGCUUUACUACGUCCAAGGUUGAAUGCGUUACCUCCAUGUUCACCUUUUCAAAUGAACUGGUGAACAUCUGGUCCCAUUUGAUUGGGCUCUUUAUCGUCUUGUCGAUUGCUUUCUACUUUUAUCCGCUCAACCCCAACUUCACCCUCAGCACCAAAACGGAUGUGGUCAUCGCCGCCGUCUUCUUCUUCGCGGCUUGCAAGUGCCUGGUCUGCAGUACCAUGUGGCACACGAUGAACGGUAUCGCGUCGCAAUCAUUGAUGGAGCGAUUUGCCUGCGUCGACUACACUGGAAUUUCCCUUCUGGUCGCUGCCUCCAUUGUUACCACGGAAUAUACGGCUUUCUACUGUGAGCCUGUCUCCCGGUGGACCUAUAUACUCCUGACCUCUGCCCUCGGUAUUGGUGGUGUCAUCCUCCCGUGGAACCCAACUUUCAACCGCGCUGACAUGAACUGGGCUCGUGUGGCUUUCUACGUCACCCUCGCCUGCACGGGCUUUGCUCCUUUGGCGCAGUUGAGCUACACGCGUGGUAUUGAUUGGUGCUUAUAUUUCUAUGCGCCAUUGAUGAAGAGUUUGCUUGUCUACCUUGCAGGCGCAGUUGUUUAUGCUUCCCAGAUUCCCGAACGCUGGCGCCCGGGUCUCUUUGAUUAUUUUGGCGGCAGCCACAACAUCUGGCACAUUGCUGUGCUUGGAGGAAUCCUGUUCCAUUACCAUGCUAUGCAGCAACUCUUUGCUGGAGCUUUCGUGAGGGCCCAGCAGGAGUGCCCUUAUCUGAAGGCUUGAGGCUAUGAACUUCAUGAGUGAAGUGUCAAUUGCUCCACGGUCUAGCCUCUCGGGUGAAUUGGUCCUGUUAAGUUCCCCACGCUUUUCACGCAGAGGAGAUACCCAGCCGAGUGCUGCUAGAGUCACCUCUACCCGAACGAGACAACCCACGGCGGAAUGGACCUUUUGGGUUCAAUGGCGUCCGCUGAGAAGUCGGGUUUUUUGAGUUUUAUGUCUGAUGCCGCGCACUGAUAGACUUGCAUUGUCCGCUUUUUCACUGAUGAUCUAAAUAUUUGUCUGAUGUCCCGAGACUAGAGCGCACCUUUGAGAACCUUGCCGUCGUUACAGGCAGCCACGCACCGCUGAACAUAUAGAUAUCUAACUUCAAUCAUCUGUACAUAUUGGCAUCCUUAACCUGGUGGUUCUAGGUGACUUUUUCAGUACGCUGCAGCUAUCC